Molecule: messenger RNA, 1929 nt
Organism: Amborella trichopoda
Lineage: Eukaryota; Viridiplantae; Streptophyta; Magnoliopsida; Amborellales; Amborellaceae
Product: monocopper oxidase-like protein SKU5
Cellular component (GO): plasma membrane
Molecular function (GO): oxidoreductase activity; copper ion binding
Source: RefSeq, a predicted model, not a curated record
UCUAUGCUUCUCUCCUUGGAAGAGCCGGCUUUGUAGAGUCCAAAGUGGACGGCCCUUGUUUUGAACGGUUUUUUUGUAUGUCUUGUUUGGCUCUUCUCUUUACCCUCUGCUUUCCAAAACUUCACUCUCUCCUUACAUCUGAGACUACCAUACAAGUGUUGGAGGUUGCAUCAAGGCGAAAGUUGUGCACAACUCCACCUCCUUUCGAGCUGAAUCUUGCCAACUCGGUCCAUGGAUCUCCCCAGUCGAGCUCGACUGGUUCUUUUGUGUGUGUCAAUCUUCAUUUUCUUGGAUGGUGUUAGCAGUAUUGAUAUAUUUCUCGAUUGGAAUGUCUCUUCGGAUUUGACAAUCGCUCCUGUUGGACAAAAGCAACUGGUUAUAACCAUCAAUGGCAUGUUUCCUGGCCCUCUCAUCAACUGCACCACCAACGACUUCAUCCACGUGAACAUAUUCAACAAUCUUGAUGAGCCUUUCCUCAUGACAUGGAAUGGAAUACAACAAAGGCUAAACUCUUGGCAAGAUGGGGUCUCAGGAACAAACUGCCCCAUCCAGCCAGGGACAAACUGGACAUAUGCAUUUCAGACUAAGGAUCAGAUCGGCAGCUUCUUCUACUUCCCCUCCACCCUCUUCCAAAAGGCGGCUGGUGGAUUCGGACCCAUUAGAGUCAAUAAUCGUAUCGUUAUUAAUGUUCCCUUUGAUAAGCCUGCGGAAGAAUUCGACGUCCUCAUCGGAGACUGGUACUUCUACGAGUACAAGAAUGCACGAGAGAUUUUAAGCACUGGUAAGUAUGAUAUGGGCCUUCCGCAGGCCAUUCUUAUCAAUGGGAAGGCACCCUAUAACAACCCAUGGUCCAAAGAACAUGAAAUCUUCACUGUAACCCAAGGCCAGACGUAUAGGUUCAGGAUAUCAAAUGUGGGCUUAAAUAUGACUUUGAAUUUUAGGAUUCAAAACCACAAAAUGAAGCUAGUUGAGACUGAAGGGUCCUAUACAAGCCAAAUCAUGUUGGAUUCUUUGGAUGUGCAUGUUGGCCAAUCCUACUCAGUACUAGUCACUGCCGACCAAAAUGCUGGGAACUAUUUCAUGGUUGCCUCACCUAGACUGGUGACUACCGCAGAUAACCCUAACUUGAUGGGCAUUGCUGUGCUACACUAUGACAGUAGCACCACUGCUCCAAUUGGCUCUUUGCCUGUAGGGCCUGACCAACUUGAUCAAGAAUUCUCAGUAAACCAAGCCAGAUCCAUCAGGUGGAACAUGACCACAGGAGCAGCUAGACCCAACCCUCAAGGCACAUUCAAUGUAACCAACGUGACCAUAAAUCAAACUUUCAUACUCCAUAGCUUCCCAGUUGAGAUAGAAGGCAAUACUCGCUUCACUGUAAACAACAUCUCCUACCUAACACCCACCACACCACUCAAGUUGGCGGACCACGCUCUCAAUGGUUCAGGGGUCUAUAUACUUGAUGCCUUCCCCACCAAUGCAGUUAGCCCUGUUGCUGCCAUUAACACAUCUGUUGUCACUGGCAUUCAUAAAGGAUGGAUCGAGAUCGUUUUCGCUAACAAUGCGCCACUUGUAGACACUUGGCACUUGGAUGGUUUCGGAUUCUACGUCGUGGGAUUUGGAGAAGGGGUGUGGAGCAAAGAAUCACGUGCAACUUACAAUCUGUUCGAUCCGGUGGUGCGCUCAACUGUACAGGUUUAUCCAGCAGGAUGGACGGUGAUUUAUGCAUUUUUAGACAAUCCAGGGAUGUGGAACCUAAGGUCUCAACGAUUACAGAAUUGGUUUUUGGGCCAAGAAUUGUAUAUCAGAGUACACAAUGAUGACCCGAACCCGGCCAAGGAGCGCCCUCCGCCAGAUAACCUCCUGACAUGCGGUAUACUUGAAGGUGUUGUUUAGAUUGCUCUUACCAGUUUUUGCCUGUCCCAAGAAGAA